CCACAUGGUAACUCACACGGGAGAGAAAGCCUUCAGCUGCUCUGAGUGUGGGAGAAGAUUUGGCCGUAGGACACAUCUGAGGAGUCACAUGAUAACUCAUACAGGAGAGAAACCUUUCAGCUGCUCAGUUUGUGACCAAAGAUUUGGCCACAAGACAAAUCUGCAGACACACAUGAGGACUCACACAGGAGAGAAAGCUUUUAGCUGCUCAGUCUGUAAGAAAUCUUUUACACAGAGUAGCCAUUUAAAAUAUCACAUGAAACAACACACGGGAGAUAAACCUUUCAGUUGUUCAGUUUGUAGGAAAUCUUUUACACUGAGUGGAAGUUUAAAGUUGCACAUGAUAACUCACACAGGAGAAAAAGCUUUCAGCUGCUCUGAGUGUGGAAGAAAAUUUGGUCAAAGGGGACAUCUGAAGACCCAUAUGAGAACUCACACAGGAGAGAAAACGUUCAGCUGCUCUGAGUGUGGGAAAAGAUUUGGCCAAAGGGGACAUCUGAAGACACACAUGAUAACUCACACUGGAGAGAAACCUUUCAGCUGCUCUGUAUGUAAAAAAUCUUUCACAGACAGAGGAAAUAUAAAUACUCACAUGCGAAUCCACACAGGAGAAAAACCUUUCAGCUGCUCAGUAUGUAAGAAAUCUUUUACAGAUAGAGGAAGUAUAAAAUCACAUAUGAGAAUCCACACAGGAGAGAAACCUUUUAUUUGCUCUGAGUGUGGAAAAGGAUUCAAACACAGCUCAAAUCUGAAGAGACACAUGACAACUCACACAGGAGAGAAACCUUUCAGCUGCUCAGUUUGUAAGGAAUCUUUUAGACUGAGAAGCCACUUAAAACAUCACUUGAAACAACACACAGGAGAGAAACCAUCUACUUCUUGUGUUAGUGACAUCAGAAAGCAGCAGGAGUGGAGCUCCAGUGUGGACCAGGAGCAGCCAGAGAAUCUCAGCCAGAUUGGAACUCUCUGAACCAUAGAAAUAAAAUAGAUAGAAAGGCCAUUUCCAUUCAAAUCAACACAGCACAAUGGUCAGAGUGGUAGACAUUUUUAUGUGUACCAACUUCAGCAUAAGCCAACUUCCGGCAAGUCGCAGAGCUGAGGCAAAAUGAGUCAAAUUAAUUUCAUGCGUCAUCCAUUUCAUUGUGUACU
Molecule: messenger RNA, 1149 nt
Organism: Etheostoma spectabile (orangethroat darter)
Lineage: Eukaryota; Metazoa; Chordata; Actinopteri; Perciformes; Percidae
Product: gastrula zinc finger protein XlCGF17.1-like
Exons: 2
Coding region: 5-970 (321 amino acids)
Biological process (GO): regulation of transcription by RNA polymerase II
Cellular component (GO): nucleus
Molecular function (GO): DNA-binding transcription factor activity, RNA polymerase II-specific
Source: RefSeq, a predicted model, not a curated record